AUCCUGGCCGCGCGGGCGCGCGAGGGGCUGAGGCGGCGCCGGCGCGGGCGCGGAGCUGGCGAGAGGGCGGUGGAGGCGGCGCCGACGGGGCCCGCUGAGGCGCGCGGGGUGUCGGCGGCGCCCGGGAGCCUGUCGCGUGCGCGGUCCCUCCGGUUCGCUGGGUCCGGGCGGGAGCCCGCACGGUGGCAGGCAGUAUGUCGGUGGCGGGGCUGAAGAAGCAGUUCUACAAGGCGAGCCAGCUGGUCAGUGAGAAGGUCGGAGGGGCCGAAGGGACCAAGCUUGAUGAAGACUUCAAAGAGAUGGAGAAGAAGGUGGAUGUUACCAGCAAGGCUGUGACAGAAGUGCUGGCCAGAACCAUUGAGUACCUGCAGCCCAACCCAGCUUCACGGGCCAAGCUGACGAUGCUCAACACGGUGUCCAAGAUCCGAGGGCAGGUGAAGAACCCUGGCUACCCACAGUCAGAGGGCCUGCUGGGCGAGUGCAUGAUCCGCCACGGGAAGGAGCUGGGCGGCGAGUCCAACUUCGGGGAUGCCCUGCUGGACGCGGGGGAGUCCAUGAAGCGCCUGGCAGAGGUGAAGGAUUCUCUGGACAUAGAGGUCAAGCAGAACUUCAUCGACCCCCUACAGAACUUGUGUGACAAAGACCUGAAGGAGAUCCAGCACCACCUGAAGAAGCUGGAGGGCCGCCGCCUGGACUUCGACUACAAGAAGAAGCGACAGGGCAGGAUCCCUGACGAAGAGCUGCGCCAGGCCCUGGAGAAGUUUGAGGAGUCCAAGGAGGUGGCCGAGACCAGCAUGCACAACCUCCUGGAGACCGAUAUCGAGCAGGUGAGCCAGCUCUCCGCACUGGUGGAUGCCCAGCUGGACUACCACCGGCAGGCCGUGCAGAUCCUGGACGAGCUGGCCGACAAGCUCAAGCGAAGGAUGCGGGAAGCCUCCUCUCGUCCCAAGCGGGAAUACAAGCCCAAGCCUCGGGAGUCCUUCGACCUUGGGGAGCCUGAGCAGUCCAAUGGGGGCUUCCCCUGUGCCACGGCCCCCAAGAUCACACCUUCGUCAUCUUUCCGGUCUUCCGACAAGCCCAUCCGGACCCCUAGCAGGAGCAUGCCACCCCUGGACCAGCCGAGCUGCAAAGCGCUGUACGACUUCGAGCCUGAGAACGCCGGGGAGCUGGGCUUCCACGAGGGCGACGUCAUCACGCUGACCAACCAGAUCGAUGAGAACUGGUACGAGGGUAUGCUCCACGGCCAGUCGGGCUUCUUCCCCCUCAGCUACGUGGAGGUGCUGGUGCCCCUGCCACAGUGAGGGCGUCGGCCCGGUCCACACGGCCUGCAUCCCACCUGCGUCUGUGGCGCUCCUGGGGCUGGGGGUGGGGUGGGGAGGCAGGCCCCCCCUCGGGGGUCAGCAGGGGCGGGGGAGGCGGGGACCGCUGACAGUAGCGCUCACCCCCAGCCCCCUCUCCACGCAGCAGUCUGGGCCGGGGCUGCUCCCUGACUGCAUCUCCCCAGCCCCGCGCCCCGAGGGGGCGAACACUAAGGUGCUCUUAGAAACACUAACUUCCUCCCGCCCGUCCAGGAACGGGUAACUCCAGGUGGGCCCCCUCACUCACACACGCACACAUGUGUGUGCACACACACCCUGUCCUGUCCCUCCUUCGUCCCCUCUAUUCUGGGGCGGCCCCCACCCCCCAGGAGACCUGCCCUUAACAGGAUGAGCUGGAACAUCUGUGCCGCUGGGUGUUCUGAGCAGGACCCGCGGCCAAGACUCGCCACCCCUGCUUUUAAAUUUCCCCACAGCACUCCUUCCCAGCCCCAACUCCAGGCCUCCCCAGGCCCCGGCACACCCGGGAUGCCACCUCCCUGGGGAGACACAAUCCUGGGGUCCUCAGGGUUCCCCUAAAGACCGGCCCUUCCCUGAGCAGCCUUGGAGUGGCUGUCCUCUCCCUCCCGCAGGGCACUCAGCCCUGCACGCCGGUGCCCUCCCCCCGUCCUGCACCCUCUCCUCAGUUCCCCGUGUAGGGUGCCCCACCCCAGACAAGCACACAGACGUUCUUCUCGGGCACGAGCUGCCACCACCAGCUGUGCACGCAGCACACCCGUGUGCCCCCGCAGACGGGACCACAGGAGUCUUGCAGCCUCUGCUCUGCUGAAGGUCCAGUACACAGGCUUUGAGGCAUCUUCCCAGACCCCUGGCUGCUGGGACUACCCUCAAGAGAGGGUCACAGGCGCCUCCCCCUCCUGAGCCGGCCGCUGUGCCCGCAGCUGACAGUGGCCCCAAGCAGGCAGCUGCCCUGACCAGCAGGGCCCAGCCCUGCAUCCACUUGCUCUCUUGCCUCGUCCAAAAAUUGGCUCAACUGGGGGACUUCGGGACUGGAUCACAUUCCCCCCUCCUCUGAGGACUCAGCAAAGCCCUAGGGACACCAAGCUCUGCUCCUGCCUGAGCCUCCCCCCCCACCAUUGCCAUUCCGGGGGGGAGGCACCGACCUCCCAGCAAAGAAUGAGCAGCGUAGCCUUGGUCACAAUCAAGGGCAGAUCAAAAUGUAAUCCUGAUUUUUUUAAAAAAAGUAUUAAAGGUCUCUUUCUAGA
Mirounga angustirostris (Northern elephant seal) is the source of this 2581-nucleotide messenger RNA. It is a transcript of the gene SH3GL1, whose product is annotated as SH3 domain containing GRB2 like 1, endophilin A2. Gene Ontology annotation, cellular component: glutamatergic synapse; presynapse; cytoplasm. Lineage: Eukaryota; Metazoa; Chordata; Mammalia; Carnivora; Phocidae. Gene Ontology annotation, biological process: synaptic vesicle uncoating. The record is from RefSeq and is a predicted model, not a curated record. The transcript has 10 exons. Gene Ontology annotation, molecular function: protein binding. Bases 195 to 1301 code for a protein of 368 amino acids.